Messenger RNA from Triplophysa dalaica, 1853 nucleotides. It is a transcript of the gene prr11, whose product is annotated as proline rich 11. Gene Ontology annotation, cellular component: nucleus; cytoplasm. The transcript has 10 exons. The record is from RefSeq and is a predicted model, not a curated record. Bases 54 to 1052 code for a protein of 332 amino acids. NCBI's taxonomy places the organism in Eukaryota, Metazoa, Chordata, Actinopteri, Cypriniformes, Nemacheilidae.
ACAACGAGGAACAAUUUUCAAAAUCAGACAUACAGCUGUCAGCAGCUGCCGAUAUGGCUGGAUUCGGGGGCCUCGGGAGUGUCUUUCAGCGGCGGAGAAAGAGAAACUGCGGCAGCAGUCGACGCUGGGCCGUAAAGCGCAAGCAGCCGCAUAGGACUUCCGUCACACCAACGGCCCCUGAUCCAAACGAUGCGAAAAAAGUGGACAUUUUAAAGGAGACAAGUGUUCAAGACACUAAAGAACAGUCUUCAACACUAAGUAUUGAAGCACUGUUUUUUAUGGUUGGAAGUGUUAUUCAAAAGUGCAGAGAUACAAUUAGUAAAACCUGUUCUGGCUUCCUAAAUGCCUUUCUCUUUUGGAGAGGCUAUGCAGAAAGAGUGGAAUCCCUUCACCAAAAAGUAGAGGAGCUACAAAUUGAAAUAGCACAGUUGCAUUCCACUCUGAAAAUGUCUCGUGACGCCAAGAUUUCAGGUGGUACUUUACAAACAUCUGAUGGUGUUCACUGUUUUAUACCACCUCCUCCUCCACCUGUCUCCCUUCCACCUCCUCCUCCACCACCACCACCACCUCCUCUUCCUCCACCACCAUCCAUAUUUACCAUUCCAAAAAUUGCCAUAAUUCCUGUCAAGUCUUCCAAACCACCCUCUCUAAAGGAGAAGCUAGAUGUCCCUGUUGCGGUGACACUUCAGGCUCUUCAAGCAGUACGACUAAGAAAGGUGAAUGUAACCAAUAAAACUGAGUUGUCUCCAGACAAACGAAGAUCACCACUGGUCACACUUGCUGACUUGCAGAAAGUCUGUUUGCGACGCUCUCAAUCUGAUGUGUCAUUGAAGUUUAGAUCAGGCAUUAGAAGGACACCGACUAAAAGUUCAAUGAAUCUUCGGGUACAACUUCGAAAAGUGCGCAUGAGCAGGAGUCCUGGCGGUACACCCAUGCAAAAUAAGGAGAAUGAGGUUAAGGAUUCAAGCCUUGAAAUGAGCAUGACCAAAGCUUUAGGAAACAAGCGCCUGAAUGAUAUAACUAAAGGAUUAUCACCAAUGAAGUCCAUUUAAGACAAGAAACGGAUCAUUUUAUUGUUUUAAUCAUAAUUUGCUUUGUACAUUGUUUUUUAUAUGACCUUUUGGUAAUGCAUAAUGAUGUUGCCUUGUAUUUUGUUUGUUUGUUUUCUUUUGUAUGUUUACUGUGUCGGUGAUCAUCGUUUUCACCAGUUCAUACAUUCAUAUUGCUAUAUUGGUAGCGCUGCUAGUCAUAUAACAGUGUGUUAUUACUUGCUGCUUUUGAAAUGUUUCCUGCCACUCAUCUUACAACCCUUACGUUCCAAUCAUAAAAACAACUGUAAACUUUACGAAAAUUAAAUGUGCAGAUUGGACAUAUUGAGCAUAAUGCAGCUCAUCAGUGGAAUGUACAUGUCCUUGCUGUAAAGAGACUGUGGCAUGUGUUAAGUCAUCUGUAAAAUAUACUGCCUGUUACUGUGUGUUAAAGUUUUCCCCUGUGUAAGGUUGUUAAGUCAUUGAUCUAAAAAAACGCAAAGCACAAUGACUUUGUAUAACCGUUCCUGACAGGUGCCUUUGUGUAUUUCAGGUGUUUACACCAAAUUGUCUGAAUGCUAUUAUUGUAAGUCUUAAUAUUUUAAUGUGAGGGUCUUUUGCAAUAUUUUUGUAAAACGGUUUUAUUUGUAACGUUGUCUUAAAAAACGAUUGCAACGAAUGCAGUGUUUAAUAAACAGUGGACCUACAAAAAAUCGGUACGAAUGUGUGCAUUUUUUAAAUACUUUGUAAACAUUUGUUAAAAUACCUUCAAAAUAUAUCAUAUUAAUAUUAUUUACAUAGAAGGACCUGAAUUAUUUGACAGCG